GUCAUGAGUAAGCCUCCAGGAAACCUGAUCGGUCAGGUUUGCUAGUCUGCAACAUUAGCACACACAGCGUCUCUUCCCCUUAAAUUUAUUGAAGCAUAUGCGUAUAUACGAAGCCAUCACUGAAAUAAUGAAAUUACUUUUUCUCGCUUGUCUCGAUCCCAAAUCAGGGAAUCACACCACAGCUGAGCGAAUCAGGUCUUAUAUUGAAUCAGCAGGACACACAUGUGAGCUCAGACAUGUAGAGGAAUUUGAGUCAUCUUCUGAUGUGGCAAACCUGGUUUCACAAAAUCCUCAAUUCGAGGGCGCGCUGGCCAUUCAUCUAUUCAAAGCAGGCAGACUUCUACUAGAUGUCCAAGUACCCUUUGGCAUUAUCUUUGGUGGAACAGACAUCAAUGAAGAUGUGAAAGUUGAGACGAGACGUGUGGUUAUGGAAAAAGUUCUACAGAAAGCACGGUUUGCGGUUGCAUUUACGGACAAACUGAAAAAAGAGGCCGAGCUAUAUUUGCAUUCCCAGAGCAGCAAAAUCUCUGUCCAGCCGCAAGGUAUUGAGACGCAAGCAGCAGAGGAUUUCAGCUGGUCAGAAUUCUUACAGAAAUCAGGUGUAAGUGGUGGGCAUGUGGAACGUCUCCAUGUCUUCCUGUUGAUCUGCGGCCUCAGAAGAAUCAAGGACCCUCUCUAUUUAGUCAAGAGAUUUUCAGAGUGGCAUAGUGAGAAUCCCCAGAAUGUGCUUGUUAUAAUUGGUCCAAGGAUCGAUCCUGUGCUUACUGAUGAAGUCGAAGCUGUUGUGAGGAGAACGGCAGGGGUCUUCUUGGCCCGGGAGAGGAGCCAGCCGGAGCUCCACGCUGCCAUGAAAAGGUGCUUUGCUGUGGUCAACAGCUCCAUUUCAGAGGGCAUGUCAGCAGCCAUCUUGGAGGCAAUGGAUCUGGGGCUACCUGUGGUGGCCAGGGACAUUCCGGGAAAUAAAGCUGUGGUACAACACGACAUCACUGGUCUGCUAUACUCUUCCCCUCAGGAAUUUGUACGUCAGUCUCAGAGGCUGUUGUCAGAUCAUGAGCUGAGACGGCGAGUGAUAAGGAAUGGAAAAGUCUACGUGGGGAAGCAUCACAGCCUGCAACAGGAGCGAGAAACCUACCGGAGGUUGCUGGACACGCUGCACUGAGGCCACGUCUCACAACUCCUGCGUUGACGUCGGCCGUGACCACACUCACGCAAAUAUUUUCUGUAUGUUUAGUGCUCUUUUCUUUCGUUUCGUAUGAAUGACGCUGUUGAUGUGGCUGGAUUUGGGCAAUGCAUAAGAGUUUUUCAUCGGUGGAUAUAUUUCGAAUAAACACUGCUGUAUUUUACAAGGACAUGCUGUAAACGUAGCAAAAUAUAUUUUUUUGUAUUGGCGCUUGGAUCCAAAAGGGAUGACUGAGGCAAUAAAACUGUAAAAAUGUUUGUUUGCUACAGUCAUGUAUUUUAUACAUUUGAAAGUGUACUAUUUAUUUCAGAUUUAAUAAAGUCAAAUGUUGGUGUA
This is a messenger RNA of Phycodurus eques (leafy seadragon), 1516 nucleotides long. It is a transcript of the gene glt1d1, whose product is annotated as glycosyltransferase 1 domain containing 1. Bases 98 to 1159 code for a protein of 353 amino acids. NCBI's taxonomy places the organism in Eukaryota, Metazoa, Chordata, Actinopteri, Syngnathiformes, Syngnathidae. Gene Ontology annotation, molecular function: glycosyltransferase activity. The record is from RefSeq and is a predicted model, not a curated record. The transcript has 12 exons.